Gigantopelta aegis is the source of this 1476-nucleotide messenger RNA. Its product is annotated as tyramine receptor tyra-2-like. NCBI's taxonomy places the organism in Eukaryota, Metazoa, Mollusca, Gastropoda, Neomphalida, Peltospiridae. Gene Ontology annotation, cellular component: membrane. The transcript has a single exon. The record is from RefSeq and is a predicted model, not a curated record. Gene Ontology annotation, biological process: neuropeptide signaling pathway. Gene Ontology annotation, molecular function: G protein-coupled peptide receptor activity. The coding region runs from base 1 to 1476 and encodes 491 amino acids.
AUGGCGGCUAGUCCUCAAAACAUGAGCGGCCUGAACAUGUCAAUAAGAACAUACACCGGACAAAACCUCACCGAAAUUAUCACACAACUGAAUCAUAGACGGAUGCUGUUCCAAAUUCCGGUUAUGGUGUUUCUAAGUGUCAUCAUGGCGAUGUCUCUGUUUGGGAACAGCCUGGUUGUGUACGUGUACAAGUCCAAGUACAAGAAGAGGACGUCCAGCUACUUCAUCAUGGUCUUAGCAGUCGUCGACUUGUGCAGCGCCCUCUGUAUUCCAUUUGUCGUUUUUGACUUGGCCAAUCCUUACAUGCACUCGGUGCCCAUCAUAUGCAAGAUCAACAGAUUCAUAGAAGCUUGGACCAGCGCGGCUUCUGGCUUGGUUCUCAUGUGUAUUACGUUUGACAGGUAUUUUCACGUGUGCAAUCCACUUGGAAUCUACUCAAUAAACCAAGCCCAGUCUCUGACAAUCGUCAUGCUUGCAAUGGCAGCAAGUGUAUCGUGGCCUAUUCUAUUUUUGGCGGGAAAGCAGACGGUGCGAACACCAAUACCGGGGGUGUUAGGAGAAGACUGUUCCUACAGGGAUGGAAUGAACAACUCUGUCUACACAUUACUCUUCCAGGGUGGACUGUUAUUUGCAUUUUUUGUGAACUUUUGUAUAUUUUGUGUUUUUUAUGCAAAGAUAUUUUAUGUCAUAUACAAACGAAGACACAUGACAAUCGGUGAACAAGUCUCUAUAGUACAAGACAACAAACUAACGAAAAGUAAACUCGAGUUCAAAUGUCGACUUUAUAAUAAACCAAACAAAGAGCAAGAUGUUACCACAAUAAAGAAUGAAAUCCCUGAAGCGAAACAUAUGUCAGAAACUAGUCAUCAGAAAACAAAUGGAAUAGAAAGUAAUCAUUUAGAUGAAAUCGUCAACAACGAUGAGGUUGAUUCAAAACCUCUUGCAGUUUUAGAUGAAACGGAUUUAAAACCAAUUCCAGUUUUAGAUGGCGUAGAUUCAAAACCGAUUUCACAUUCGACUGAAGACUAUUCAAAACCUCAUCCUGUAUUAAACGGAACUGAAUCAAAACCCGUUCCAAUAUCGGAAUCUCAAAUUAAUGUUGAUGUUAACAAAAGAAAGUGCAACGACACAUUUCCAGUUGGAGUUCAGAAUAGGUCAUCUAAAGCCGUGAAGCGGAGCACGAUGAAAAUUCGCACGACUCGAAUUACAAUUAUUCUGGCUGUAGUUACCCUGGCAACAGUGCUUGGAUACCUGCCCUAUCUCACGGUCAGUCUGAUGAUCAACUUCGGCAAUCACUUCCAACACGGGAUGCCUCUGGCGGAAGACCUCGUAUACGAGUUUUGCUCCAAGUCCUACUUCUUGAACGGUGCCGCAAACCCCAUCAUAUACAGCGUCAUGAACCCCGUAUUUAGACUCGAGAGUGCCGCGGUACUGAAGAAAAUUGCUAGCAUAUUUCAUAAAAAAACAAUUACCUAA